Molecule: messenger RNA, 2950 nt
Organism: Liolophura sinensis
Lineage: Eukaryota; Metazoa; Mollusca; Polyplacophora; Chitonida; Chitonidae
Exons: 4
Coding region: 312-1610 (432 amino acids)
Source: RefSeq, a predicted model, not a curated record
AGGACACAUGUAUGUAACCGUGUCAAUGAGGCUGCCUAUGUGCCAUCUUAGAUAUGUUCUACUGAACAUGCAUAAACUACAUGUGUGAAGCUGAGAACAUUAAGCUAUUCCUCUUUGUGACAAUCAUCGCUGAUGGAUGUGUGGAAGAAUGCAUAUCGAAAAAUUACUUUCCAGUUAUGAGCUUUCCUUAUCAUUAACUGCCAAAGAUAAGCUUUCAUCUACAACUUUACCUCGCGUCUACAAUUGCUAUUAAAGGCCGCGUCAAAUUAAUUAGUGGCAUCAUAAGGUAUUAAUAGUGACAUCUAUAAACAAUGGCUCACGUCAGAAGCGGAACGAAUGGCAAAGGCGUUCACCCUGCUUUGAAAGGCGUAUCGACGUCUAUGCAAACGACCGAGGACGGACUCGUACAAUGGAACCAAAACUACCAGGUCUCAGCGUCCAGGCAGAUUCUACCCUUGCCAAAAGAAAUGAUUCCACCCCCGCCGCCGCUGACGAGCGUCAAGGCUUUGUGUUGUCACAUUCCGUUACGCUUCCUCAACUCCAUCUUAGCCAUCCUCACUGUUGUCUGCAACGUGGCCAUGAACGUAACGUUGCCCAUUUACGCCGACGCCAUGAUCAAAGCUGGCGGUGACGUUUUCGACGCUCUAGUCUUGGCGGGAGUAUUUUUUCCUGUUAUCUUUUUCGCCUUUCUUCUCGCCAGCAAACUGUUCUGUGACAGGACACAGAAACUGUUGCCCAUUGGCAGUUUUAAAGUGGCGAUUUUGGUCGGCUUCUUGACGGCCAUGAAUGGAGUUUUGGUCGUCUUCGCAAGCCCUGCCGAGAGGACACCUCCGUAUCUACAAGGUAUACUGGCAACCACACUCGUGCCGUUCACCGUUUUCUUCCGGUAUCUGGUACUACGGAAAGGGGUCAGUUUUCAGCGAUUGAUCUGCACGGGCGUUGUUCUGGUGGGUUUAUUCAUCACCAUAGAACCUCAGGUCUGGGACCUUGAGGGUAGUGGUUCGGCCUCCGGCAAUGGUGGGGACACGGGGAUAGGACGAGUGCUCUGGCCCAUGUGUUUUGCCCUCGGAUUUGUGCCAGCUGCCCUCCUCAAUGUGUAUAUAGAACGACAAACCAAGGGCGAAGAGGCGGAAUCCUUUGUGUUCAUAACCUGGAUUCAGUUGUUUCAGGCUAUUUUCGUUGUUUUGUGUUUCUGGGCGGAUUUCAUUCCUGGCUUUGGAACCGUCGAGUCUCCUGCGCUUUUUUUUUCUAAACUGAAGAUGGCUUUGGGCUGUAUGUUCUCCUCUAGCGACGACUGUUACGGCGUCGCCUUCAAGGCUUGGCUUUUCAUUACAUCCUACUGCACAGCGAACCUCUUCUCUCUCCUGCUGAUCCAAUACGCCGAGGGCGCCAUCUAUGCGGUCAUCGUCCAGGCGCUGGUCACACCCUUAGCCACACUAUUCUGGACGGUCUUCAAGCCGUCCCCAGCGUUUCACUGGGACCCUGAGUUUACGACGACCACUGGGUUCACGCUGGUCGGCCUGAUGGUCAUUUCACCCGCUGUCGUCAUGUAUAACUACUUCAGUAAAAAAGAAGAAGCCACCCCAAAUGAUACCAUUCAGCAUCCAUGAAGAAUAAAUAUUCCCUAGGGUUAUGAAUCAGGCUCUACAUAUGUUUUAGUAUUUAUAAAUUCUGUUUAAUGUAAAAUGUAUAUAAAAGUAUCUGUUUACGAUGUAUGACGCUUAACAUAUAAAUAUAUAUACCCUUUUAUACAAUUAACACAUUUAUGGCUCUCAUUACAAAUAUAUACCCUUUUAUACAUUUAGUACAUUUAUGGCUCUCAUUACACAUAUCCUCAGGAUGGAAAAUAUUUACUGCUACCUGAAAAGAUAGCUAUACAUAUUUUCACUUUCACAUGUAUAGAAAGGCUAUUCAAUAUAAUGAACAAUCUUGACUGUGUGUUUGCUUCUUACUGUUUGACAAUCAAAUUACAUGUGAUUUUUAUUUAUUUCAAUGAACACAACAAAUAAGUGAACGACGAAAACAACAGUCAAACCCAAAUUGAAAGUGAAACAAGGGAAAUUAAAAUUAUUUUCAUGUGCUUCUAUUGCAAUUAAUAUUGCAACUCCAACAUACAUUGCAGAGAUAUCAUCUUUUUCGUUCUUUUUUAGAACAUAUUUAAAUCAGGAUACUUUAAACUGUUUUCGACAUGACAAUGAGAACAUCCACCUCAAGAAAAACUAAGACAAUCAGCUUAAAUAAUACAAAUUUCAGAAUGUUUUUAAAAAUAGAAGCAUCUAAAAAAAUUGUAAAUAGAAAAUGUGUAAAAGUUAUACUUUUAUGAUUUAAUUCAGUAGAAAUCGUUCAGGCUUUCCCGCCAUCUACGCUGUCACUAAUUGCUAGGUGAUACAUGUUGGCAGAAGUGUUGCAAUUUUCUUGUUUUUCUUUUUCUUUUUUGUUUUGUUCUUUUUUAUCUCUUAUUUCAGAAUAUUUCCAAAUAUUUUUCACCCACACAAUCAAAACACAUAACAAAAGGCCUGAACAGUGCUGCGGGAAAUUGAACACGUACGUAAUGUGAUUGGCAUUCAAAGCAUUGCAUUUGUAUGGAUUGUUGUCUUUCUAAAUUACUUAACAAGAAAAAAUGAUACGUUACUGCUUUUUAUACAAAGGAUGGAUCUCAGUAUAGUUUUUUUUUCUUUACUAGUUUCGCUCGUGAUCAAAUAUGUAUACAUUAGUCUUGAUACAGGUACCAUGACAUGAUUCCCCUUUGGAAGUGUACGCUAGUUCUUCAACCUUUUCAGCCGACUCCGGAACCAAUAUUUUGAAACAUUGUGAGAAAGCUAUAGGGUGUAGAGAACUAAUUUGGCAUAGCCUUAUGAAGCUUGCAUCUUCAGUGACAAAAAUUAAUCAUUUUGACUGCAUUUUGAUAAUAAUUGUAUGCUUAAAUUCCUCUGAAAAAGGUGCUUUAUUG